UUAAAUUUUUUGCAGCCCAUCAAUUUUUUCUUUGUAUAUAAAAACGGAAUUGAUGAACCCAUUUGUUAUUUUCUACAUUUAUUAAACUGAGAUUUCUGAACACGUUGGGACUUGGACAUCUUCCCUUUUCGCUGACGCUUGAAUCUUCAUGACCAAUUCUUAUUGCGAAGUGUUCGUGGAGACGGCCCAUCACAGUUCGGUUCGACUUUGAUCUCUCAUGGCGAUCGCUGUAGCUUCUUCACUUACCUUUGAAGGGGCUUGUUGCUCGACAUCUCAUGCAUUCACAAGCAGGUGGAGUAGAUCUUCUUUUGAUGUCCGUUUUAGUGGCAGAAAUCCAAUAUUUGGAUCCACAGAAUUUCAUUGGUUGUCCAAGGGACGUGAUCUUUGCUUGUCAAAAGUUUCAGUUGCUGCUGAUUACCCAGAUUCUGUUCCAGAUUCAUCAAGUUAUUUAACUAACAAAGGUUAUCAUCCUCUUGAAGAUCUAAAAGUUCGCAAAAGAGCACGGAAUACUGAACUCACUGCUGCAGAAGUAGCAAGGACAGCCGUGGAGGUGAAUAGCAAUGCUUUGCUGUUAUUUCCUGGAACUGUGCACAGUGAACCACAUGAACGGGUAUCGUGGGAUGAGUUUCAAUAUGUUAUCGACGAUUAUGGAGAUUUGUAUUUUGAAAUUUUUGACAGUGCGAACAUGUUAGAAGAUCGUGGAGCGCACAAUCCAGUGACUGCUUUGAUUGGAAUGGACAUUCAAAUGUAUGAGAGUAGGACAGUUGGAGAUUAUAUUGCGGCUGAUAGUGUCUAUGGUGAUGUUCUUCCUUUUGGUUUUGAUUAUAUUGAGGCAGUGGAAACCGAUUUAGCCGAUAAUCCGGUUGACUGGGGAGUUUCAGAUGUUUCGAGCUUGGUUCAUCCUAUAUACUUUGCCAAGUGUUUGAACAAGGUUAUCAAUAUGGAAUAUGACAGAAAGAUGAAGCAUCCUUCAAAUGGAGUUUCCAUUUUGGGAUGUCUCAGACCUGCAUAUGCUGAUGAAGAAUCUUAUAUAAGAAGAUUAUUUUACUUUGAAGAAAGUGAAGGCUUCAACAAUGAAUGGAAAGAUUUAAAUGGCGAAACCUUGAGAUUCGAGUCCAAAAGUGAUCGAAGCAGCCAACGAUCCACUCUCUACAGGUUGGAGACAAUGAGAAUUGAGCUCUUCUCUGUGUAUGGAGUUCAGUCUGAAGUUAGUUUGCAAGAUUUUGAAGAUGCUGAACCUGAUAUUCUUCUGCACUCUACCGCGGAAAUUGUAGAGCGUUUUCGUGAGAAGGGUAUUAGGUGUAAUAUUGCCCUUAAAGCUCUUUGCAAAAAGAAGGGUCUUCAUGUUCAGGAUGCUACUUUGAUCGGAGUCGAUAGUCUCGGCAUGGAUGUGAGGGUAUGUUUCGGGGUAGAAGUACGGACUUAUCGAUUUCCCUUCAAACUCCGGGCAACAUCAGAAGUUGCAGCAGAAAAACAGAUUCAGCAACUCUUGUUCCCACGAUCUCGUCGUAAACGAUUACGAAGCCAUGGGGAUGGAAUGGGAGAUACUGCCAGUUUUUAGAACACCCAGAAAUAAAUUACAAAGCUAAGGGGACUUGUUUACUCAUAUCUGUCAUAGAAUUAGUCUUGGUUUCAGAAUUGUACAGUUUGAUAAUUUAUCCUAUUUCUUAUGGAUUCCCUUUGCCUGCUCUUGUUCUUGUUCUUGACUGUCAUAUCUGAAUUCCCUUGUUCAAUGGUAGGCACGGCAUUGAUGAAUGCCCAGAUAU
Cucurbita moschata (crookneck pumpkin) is the source of this 1766-nucleotide messenger RNA. RefSeq lists its product as uncharacterized. NCBI's taxonomy places the organism in Eukaryota, Viridiplantae, Streptophyta, Magnoliopsida, Cucurbitales, Cucurbitaceae. The record is from RefSeq and is a predicted model, not a curated record. The transcript is spliced from 12 exons. The coding region runs from base 218 to 1561 and encodes 447 amino acids.